AUGGCGUCCGUAAUAAUCUCCCUAUUCACACUCAUCCGGAAGCUUCCUUCCAGGUACUUCGGAAAACCCCCACCUCCAUACGAAACACCACCCGAUGCCGUCGUGCCCGAAACGAUGCCGUUCCUUGGGGCUGGAAAAUCUGGGGUUGUUAAUGGGAUCGAUGCAGAACGGGUGCUAAAGAGAUAUCACGAUGAUGACGGGCGGGAGACUGAGCAUAUCGUUUAUAAGCGAUUAGGUUCACAUCCCAGUAUCGCCAAGUUGCUGGAAAUACGGACAGAUGGAUCUAUCGUUCUCGAGCGAGGCACACCACUCAGAAGUAUCUGCAGGGGCCCCUCUACCAAUGAGAUACCGAUUGAAACCAAAAUCCGCUGGUUGAAACAAGCAGCAGAAGGUUAUCAAUAUCUGCACUCUUGUGGCAUCAUCCAUGGUGACGUUGGGAGUCACAAUCUGAUUCUUACAAAGCAGGAUUGUAUAAAGCUUAUUGACUUUGAAGGCUGUGGUGUUGACGGUGGAGGGGCGAUGUCAUGCUACGAAUGGUUCAGCUAUCGGCCCUCCAUGCCUCGAGUGAGUUCAGAUACUGACGUAUUUGCAUUUGGAUGUAUGAUCUACGAACUUUUGACUGGAAGACCGCCGCAUUAUGAAUUCGAAGGAUUGGACAACCAGGUCGAAGAAUUAUACGAAGCUCAACAAUUCCCAGAUACAACUGAUCUUUCUCUUGGCCAGCUAAUCCGGAAUUGCUGGAACAGCAACGCCAGCUCGAUGGCCGAUAUUAUUAGAGAGCUAGACGCUUAUCCCGCUUGA
Molecule: messenger RNA, 801 nt
Organism: Pyrenophora tritici-repentis Pt-1C-BFP
Lineage: Eukaryota; Fungi; Ascomycota; Dothideomycetes; Pleosporales; Pleosporaceae
Product: SPS1, Serine-threonine protein kinase
Biological process (GO): signal transduction; protein phosphorylation
Cellular component (GO): cytoplasm
Molecular function (GO): protein kinase activity; ATP binding
Source: RefSeq, a predicted model, not a curated record